Molecule: messenger RNA, 963 nt
Organism: Yamadazyma tenuis ATCC 10573
Lineage: Eukaryota; Fungi; Ascomycota; Pichiomycetes; Serinales; Debaryomycetaceae
Gene: CKB2
Product: casein kinase 2 regulatory subunit
Biological process (GO): regulation of transcription by RNA polymerase III
Cellular component (GO): cytoplasm; UTP-C complex; protein kinase CK2 complex
Molecular function (GO): protein kinase regulator activity
Source: RefSeq, a predicted model, not a curated record
AGACGCCAACGCCCUGAAAAAGGAGAACCCUCCCAUAUUACACCCGGUAUACGUUGUCGAUAAAUCAUGGCCAACGGAGUUGAAGAAGAGUUUUACACCGAUUCAAGCUCGGACUUCACCGAAUAUUGGAUAGAUUUAUUCCUUGGAAUCAAGGGGAACGAAUACUUUUGUGACAUUGAUGAGGAAUAUAUUCGAGACAGAUUUAAUCUUACUGGCUUAAACCAAGAAGUGAACAAGUUGCCGACAUUGAUAGACAUAAUAACAGACGUGAUUGACUUAGAGCUGCAGGACGAAGAACAACGAGAGACUCUUGAGCACAAUGCCAGAAUAUUGUAUGGAUUGAUACAUGCUAGGUACAUCUUAACGUCAAGAGGAUUGAACAAGAUGUUCGAAAAAUACCGUAAGGGGGACUUUGGAUAUUGUCCCCGAGUCAACUGUCAGUUACAUCCAUUAUUACCAGUAGGGUUGAAUGAUCAACCAAGAUUGGCAUCAAUCAAAUUAUAUUGUGCAAAAUGUGAAGAUUUUUAUAACCCCAAAUCCGGCCGACACUCGGUGAUUGAUGGGGCAUACUUUGGCACUUCUUUUCCGGCCAUGUUCUUCCAAAACUUUCCUCAGGCCAUACCUGUUCAUGAUAGAAGGUGUUAUACCCCUAAGGUAUUUGGGUUCAAACUACAUGACUACUCGCAGUUGAAUAGAUGGAGAGAACUCCAGAGGAACAAGUUGGAGAAACGGUUGUUGAAGAAUGGAGUGGACAUAUAUAACAAGCCGGGAGGAUUCGUGAUGGAUGCCCCCGUUGCCAAAACAGAUGAUGAUAAGAAGAGAGAAAAGUAAACUUUUAUCAAUAUUUUUGCAUAAGACCAUACCAGGAUUUCCCGGAGCUUAAUUCUCGCCUCUCCCGACAUGCGGUAUCAAUGAAUGUAAUAUACGACAGUAUCAGAUCUAUGACAGUAAAUGCACACAAAU